UCGAGGGUGAGGACGUGGCUCGGGAUUUUCCGGAGGGAGGCGAUUCCCUUCGGCUCCUUUCGGAGGACCUUCCUGGGCAGGUGAGGAAGAGGAAGAGGAUGCGAGGCGGAGGGCUCCAUUUCCUCAGAGAGAGAGAGUGAGAGAGGGUCUCUGAGCGGCCAGGAUUGAGAUUCUCAUUCAUUCUCUCCUCGUAAGAAGAUCAGACAAACCAUUCAGCUGGCCAGAUUCACAGAAGACAAUUUCAUAUUAUCCAGAAAAAAGAAAGAUAGAAUAUUCCUGAGUGGAGUUGAUCUUCCCAGCAUAAUAGAUGCUAGCUAAUGCUAUGUUUUGGAUGAAAAAUAGGCUACAAAAGAAGACAAAAUUUCUAAUAAAAAAGAAUACAGAAGAGCUUGCAAUGCUUAGCAUAUUUUGUUUUCAAGCUUUCCGGAGGUUGAAUUCAUAUUUGGUUAUGUGGUCCAAUAGUAUACUAUGGAUGAGAGCUAAUUUUUAUUAAUUAGUCUUGCUGCAUUGUAUUUGAGAUGCAAAAAGCAUAUGACAGAAAGUGGGGCAUAACUUCUGAGUGCUUUCAUACAGUUAGCACUAGAAACUGGACAAUGAAAGUAAUGGGAUUUAUUUGCUUUUGGAUGUUAGUGUUGUUACUUUGCUGUCAGCUGAUUACCUCUGCAGAACAUGAUGAUAUAGUGAAACAUGCAAUAAAGCUGCAUCGUGGGAAAGGAGCUGCUAUGACGCAAAGGAAACAGUGGCUUGUAGAAAACUGCAGAAAGCUAUCUGGACUCCUGCGUCAAAAGAAUGUGGUUCUCAACAAACUAAAAAGUGCAAUAAGAGCAGUGGAAAAGGACCCACAGCUGUCAGUUGAAGAAAGGACUUUUCAGGUCCACACAUUUGAAAUUUUUCAAAAAGAGCUCAAUGAAAGUGAAAACUCUGUCUUUCAAGCGAUCCAUGGACUCCAACGGGCGCUACAAGGUGAUUACAAAGAUGUCGUGAACAUGAAGGAGAGCAGUCGGCAGCGACUGGAAGCCUUGAGAGAAGCUGCAAUAAAGGAAGAAACGGAAUAUGUUGAACUUCUAGCAGCAGAGAAGCACCAAGCUGAAGCCCUGAAAAACAUGCAGCAUCAAAAUAAAAGCCUAUCCAUCCUUGAUGAGAUUCUUGAAGAUGUAAGGAAAGCAGCUGAUAGACUGGAAGAAGAAAUAGGAGAGCAUGCUUUUGAUGACAACAAGUCAGUGAGGGGAGUAAAUUUUGAAGCCGUUUUGAGAGUGGAAGAGGAUGAAGCAGAUACAAAAAGAAACAUUUCAAAAAGGGAAGUGGAAGAUGAUUUGGGUUUAAGUAUGCUUAUUGAUUCACAAAACAAUCAAUACAUACUUACAAAGCCUAGAGACUCAACCAUUCCACGUGCUGACCAUCAUUUUAUAAAGGAUAUUGUGACCAUAGGAAUGCUAUCCUUGCCUUGUGGCUGGCUGUGUACAACAAUAGGUUUACCAACUAUGUUUGGAUACAUUAUUUGUGGAGUGCUCUUGGGACCAUCAGGAUUAAACAGUAUCAAGUCAAUUGUCCAGGUAGAGACACUGGGAGAAUUUGGUGUAUUCUUCACAUUGUUCCUGGUGGGCUUGGAGUUUUCUCCUGAAAGGCUAAGAAAGGUGUGGAAGAUAUCAUUGCAAGGACCCUGUUACAUGACACUUCUGAUGAUUGCAUUUGGCUUACUGUGGGGACAAUUGCUACAAAUUAGAGCCACACAGAGUGUGUUCAUUGCUACUUGUUUAUCAUUGUCAAGCACACCAUUGGUAUCCAGAUUCCUUGCAGGGAGUGCUCGGGGUGAUAAAGAAGGAGACAUAGAUUACAGCAGUGUUCUGCUUGCAAUGUUGGUGAUGCAGGAUGUACAACUUGGCUUGUUUAUAGCAGUCAUGCCAACUCUAAUUCAGGCUGGAGUUGGCACGCAUUCCAGCAUUAUCAAGGAAAUAAUGAGAAUAUUGAUGCUGAUUGGACAAAUUCUCUUUUCUUUGGCUGCUGCCUUGCUUAUAUGUCUUGUUUUAAAGACUUAUCUAAUAGGACCCUACUACCGCAAGUUACAUGUGGAAAGCAAAGGAAAUAAAGAAAUUCUAGUUCUAGGAAUAUCUGCUUUUAUGUUUCUUAUGCUAAUGAUCACAGAGUUAUUGGACGUUUCAAUGGAACUGGGAUGUUUUCUAGCAGGAGCACUUAUUUCUUCUCAGGGCCCCGUGAUUACUGAAGAAAUUAUGUCCUGUAUUGAGCCUAUACGGGACUUUCUUGCCAUCAUAUUCUUUGCAUCUAUAGGCCUUCAUGUUUUCCCUACAUUUGUAAUAUAUGAAAUCACAGUCUUGCUGUUCCUUACAUUUUCAGUGGUAAUAAUGAAGUUUUUCCUGGCAGUACUUGUCCUUUCUAUGAUUCUUCCAAAGAGCAGCCAGUAUAUCAAAUGGAUUGUGUCAGCAGGAUUGGCUCAAGUCAGUGAGUUUUCUUUUGUCCUGGGAAGUAGAGCACGCAGAGCGGGUAUAAUUUCUCGAGAGGUCUACCUCCUUAUACUGAGUGUGACGACUCUAAGCCUGUUACUUGCACCAGCCCUCUGGAAAGCUGCACUUAUGAAAUGUGUACCAAGAUCUGAAAGAAGAUUAAAUUUCUGAAGAUAUUUAGUACAAACAUUUCCAUGAAAGAAACAGCUUUAUAUUCAUUACAUUUCUUAUGAUUUCUUAUGCAGCAAAUGAAAAUACGUUUAUGUUCCCAGCUUAGUUAGAAGACUUACAUUUACAUUUCCCCCCACAAUUAAUAUUCUAAGUUUGGGAAUAUGGACGGAUAUAAUUUCUGACAAACUGAUUUUGUAGAACUUGGUUUUUAGAUGUCCACAAAUUCAGUAAUUGACUAAUGUGCCUUUUUGAUUAUUAUUUUCAGUCAGUGCAGAAAAUGUUAUUAACAUAUAUGGUGCCCAUGGUACUGUUUAAAGAAUUAUGUAAUGAGUUAGUAACCAAGUUUAUCAUCAGAAACAUUUUCAAUGCUAUGUAAACUUGAGUUUUUCCAUUCCAGGCUGGAAACUGUUUCAGCUGAAUAACGAAAUAUUUUUCCCCAAGUGUUAUUUGCUCUAAUUGAUGCAUCUUAAAUAAUGUAAUUAUUUGUAACUUUGAUAUCUUGUCAUAUUUGUGUUUUGACAAAUAAGUUUAUUGUGAUCAAGUGAUUUCUCAGUACAAGUACAGGUAUCAAAAAUUACUUGUAUUGAUCAUGCUAACUGUUCAAAACCAAAACACCUUAGAAUUAAAACUAUUUUUUGGAGGAUUCA
Molecule: messenger RNA, 3277 nt
Organism: Sceloporus undulatus (fence lizard)
Lineage: Eukaryota; Metazoa; Chordata; Lepidosauria; Squamata; Phrynosomatidae
Gene: SLC9D1
Product: transmembrane and coiled-coil domains 3
Exons: 13
Coding region: 519-2630 (703 amino acids)
Biological process (GO): proton transmembrane transport; potassium ion transmembrane transport
Cellular component (GO): membrane
Molecular function (GO): potassium:proton antiporter activity
Source: RefSeq, a predicted model, not a curated record